UACAUGUCCAUCGCCCAGGUCGCCUGCGACCCUAGCCUCGACGCCACCGUCGGCACGCUCUGCGCCGCGGUCGGAGCGUCUUCUGCGGUGGCUGACGCGCUCUCGAACUCCGGGUCCUACACCGUCUUUGCCCCAACGAACGGCGCGUUUGCUGCCCUCGACCAGACCUUCCUCCAAAGCGUGCUCGCGGACGAUGCAACCGUCACCGCCCUCCUCCAGAAGCACGCCCUCGGCUCCGAGGUCCCAGCGUCAGUCGCGCUGACGCUCGAGAACUCCGCCCAAACCACGCUGAACGGAGAGGACAUCACGGUCGACGGCUCGACCGGCUCCGUCCUCGUCACGCCCAGUAUCCUCGGCGGCCCUUCCACCGUGAUCUCCGCCGACGUCCAGACCAGCAACGGCGUGAUCCACGUCGUGGACAAGGUGCUCGCUCUGGCGGCCCUGGUGCCUCCCCCGUCUCCGCCGCCGCCGGCGGCCCCCUGAUCGACGUGUGUGCUCUUUGAGGAGGGGGUGGGGGAGAAGCGCUAGUAUGACCUCGGCGAAUAGCUCGAAACGGAGGAGGCGGCGCCGAGGAGUCCAUUAUCGUACUCCCACCGGUCGCAUGAACGUCUGUAGACGAGCACGUACUGUUGCGGGGCGUGGGUUGAGGAUUGUCAAGCGCGCGUGCGUUACCCAAGAGCCAAGUCCGUCCGUCCGGAGCCCCCUCCAUGUGUCUGCGUGCGCUCCACAGUGUGCGUUGUCUAUUCCGGACGCUGACUCCGUGACUGAGCGGACUGCUGUGUACUACAUACUUGUUGUAGAUUC
Molecule: messenger RNA, 804 nt
Organism: Emiliania huxleyi CCMP1516
Lineage: Eukaryota; Haptophyta; Isochrysidales; Noelaerhabdaceae
Exons: 1
Coding region: 4-483 (159 amino acids)
Source: RefSeq, a predicted model, not a curated record